CUAGGAUCCGCGGCACGCCGUAUACAUACCUAUUUAUACCCAUGGCGCGACCUCCACCCUCCAAGUCCAAGGUCAACAUCUUGGAUUUGAGGCCCGUCCGCAGGUUGGAGCGGGAAUUUCGAGAGGAGGGCAAGGACGAGGAGGGAACUGGAGAUCUUGGCUUUGUGAUGAGCCCCGGCAAAGAAGGUGGUGGUUACAUUGCAGUUCCAAACACAGGGAGGAGAUUUUCGGAAGGUGAUGCCAAGACCAACAGCCGCUUCUCCCAUGCGUCCCAGGCCUCGCACAGCACCAGCCGCAGAGAUACGAUUCGAGUCCAGACGGCAGAAGAGCUUGGCGUGUCCUUGGAGGAGUACCGGCAACAGUUGGCGCAAGCAAAACUCAUUGGGGCGAUGAAAUUUAUGCAGAUGGGGAAGGUGGGCAUCGAACCCAAUUCGGUUUAUGGUGCUGCAGUAUUAAUGCCUCAAUUGGCCAGAACUGCACAUUGGCAUAGAUCUUUCAUACCCCAUGUGUGGAACAGCUUUUUCUACCUCUUUGUUUGCAUGUUUGUCCAUGCGACCAUGCUGAUCUACGUGAGCAAAGAACUUCAUGUCAUGAACCUAUUUGCAGGACAGCCGUACUUGUGCGACUUCGGAGCUGACUUGCCAGCUUGCACCUUGGACGAGCAGUCGGAGAGAUGUGUUGGUCCUUUUGGAACUCCUGUGACAGCACCGCGUUUAUACUCUUGGAGCCAAUGGGCAUCCAGGAGCUUUGUACGAGAUUCCAUGGCGGCAAUUUUUCCAGAGCAGGAAGAGGAGAUCAGGAAAGUGGCAGAUCCCGGUGAAUACGGUGUUGAAAGCUACUACUGCCGACUCUUGUGCUGCUUUGUUUUUGUCAUUAGCAUUACGCAGGAACUGGACAAUAUCAUCAAAAUGAUGAGAUUGCUGUACAACAUCCCUAACGAAGAUCAGCCCUGGUUCAUACUAGGCGAAGAGGAUGAAGACGAUAGCGACGAGAACAUGGAGAAAUGGUUAAACGAGGUUGAAAUGAAAGUGGCUGGCAUGUCAAGGAGUUGGAAGAUGUUAAAUGUCUUUAUGGUUCUUAUUCCAAAGAGCCUUCUUUGGAUCAUGACAGCCAGCACGGGCAUUAACUUUCUUAUGGAGACUGGAGGCAUUGAUGACAUCAUAGUGAACUCCGUCGCCCUGGGCUUUCUCCUGCAAUUGGAUGAAAUCAUCACGGAUGCCAUGCUGUCGGACGAGGUCAACCACCUCCUAGAUGAGUGCAAAGAGUUCCCCUUGUAUCAAGAAGGAGAUCUCCACACUCACGGUGACCAGGAGACGUUGUCAAAGUUACAAGCCUGGGCACCUGGACAUCUUCAGCUUCUUUGGGAGAUGAUUCCGAAGGUCAUGGUGUUUUGUUCGACCUUGCUCUACUGCUUGGUGAUGCGCUACUAUACACUCCAUUGUGUUCAAGUUGAUGGCAAGUGGGUUUCAAAGGACAUGCACUUGCCGAGCUCCUUAAGUUUCUCCUUGGCCAAUGCGCUCUCUCUACGCUGGUUCCCUGUGGAUGCGGCUGAGAAGCCUUAUUGGUCGAUGAGUUCAUGAGUGUCACACAAGGCACUCAAUGUUAAUGUCCUGAAGCGACUGAAAGCCGAAUUCGCAGAUUGUGCCAGACAUUGGCAGGUUGCAGCUUGUGCCCUCAAAGAUAGGGACUUGACAUCGAGGUUUCACGAUGUCGUGAGCCGCAAGAGCUGAAAA
This is a messenger RNA of Durusdinium trenchii, 1733 nucleotides long. The record is from the annotation of a GenBank genome assembly. NCBI's taxonomy places the organism in Eukaryota, Dinophyceae, Suessiales, Symbiodiniaceae.